AUGUCGAAUUCUAAUGUUAUUAUCGCCCAGAGGACCAACAACAAAGCUAUCAUCGCUCUUUCCUCCAUUAUACAUGCUCUUCACGAAGUCGAAAGCUAUGCCGUGGGACGGCUAGUUACUAAAGAUGGCAAAUCUCCUACCUUAGUUUUGUUAGCUCCUUCAAUUGACCCCGACUAUGAGUGCUUGCUUGAGGUCCAGUUGCCGUUUGCAGAAGAUGUCCGCUGUUAUCGUUUCCCACCCCUGGAUAGGGUUACUACCAUGUCCGGAAAAGUUGUCAAGGAGCAUCGAAACCUGCCAAACGAAAAUCUCUUAUCGGCUAUGGAAAAAUAUGUGGAAAAUAUGGAGCUUGUCCAGCCUGGAGAAGAAGGGGUUGACCAGGCCAUUCGAUGGCGGGCUAUCCACCCUACUAAGCCACUUCCCCCAAUCCCGAAAGUUCUCCAGAAACAGUCCCGUCAGCCUGACGAGUUGAUGGAACACAGCAAGUCAGCAUUGGAGCAACUAAUCAAAACAUCUGAUGUUAAGAAAGGCAAGUUAAAACCCAGCAUCCCAAGAGUAGGACGAGGGGAUCUAAUCUCACCCCCUUCUCAUCAUAUCUUCUUACUGACAGCCAUUAUAGUUCCACCAAAGGUGAAAGGCCGCAAAAGGAAUAGGAUCACCGAUAAGCCACUCUCUGGACUGGACGUGGAUGCUCUUCUACAAGGCGAAAAGCGCCAAAGAAUUUCCCCAGAGAAUGCAAUACCCGAAUUCAAACAAGCACUUGCGAACACGGAUGAUAUCAAUACCGUCAAGGAGUCUGUAAAACAGAUGUGCGCGAUUAUUGAGAACCAAAUCAAGCACAGCCUGGGCGAUGCCAACUAUGAUAGAGUCGUUGAAUACAUAGGAACCAUGAGGGAUGAACUGAUUUCCUUUGAAGAACCAGAUCUAUAUAACGAUUUUAUUCGCGAAUUAAAACGGAAGUUGCUGGAUGAUAAAUUAGGCGAAGAUAGGAGAGAGCUUUGGUGGCUUAUUCGGAAGAAAAGGAUUGGCCUCAUCGAUGACAAGCUGGUAGAGAUAUCGAAGGUUACAGAACAAGAAGCGAAGGAGGUAUGCAUAUAUCCAAUCCCAACCCCCAUAUUUGCUGUUACAAACUAA
Trichophyton benhamiae CBS 112371 is the source of this 1131-nucleotide messenger RNA. RefSeq lists its product as uncharacterized. Gene Ontology annotation, biological process: double-strand break repair via nonhomologous end joining; cellular response to gamma radiation; telomere maintenance. Bases 1 to 1131 code for a protein of 376 amino acids. Gene Ontology annotation, cellular component: Ku70:Ku80 complex. Lineage: Eukaryota; Fungi; Ascomycota; Eurotiomycetes; Onygenales; Arthrodermataceae. Gene Ontology annotation, molecular function: telomeric repeat DNA binding; double-stranded DNA binding. The record is from RefSeq and is a predicted model, not a curated record. The transcript has 2 exons.